This is a messenger RNA of Fusarium odoratissimum NRRL 54006, 5070 nucleotides long. RefSeq lists its product as uncharacterized. The transcript is spliced from 2 exons. The record is from RefSeq and is a predicted model, not a curated record. The coding region runs from base 1630 to 1998 and encodes 122 amino acids. NCBI's taxonomy places the organism in Eukaryota, Fungi, Ascomycota, Sordariomycetes, Hypocreales, Nectriaceae.
UGUGCCUUAAUCAAAGUGGUGUUGGUGGUAGGUAUGUCGUUGUCGUUGUGGCUGUAGUGGGCAGUGGGUGGUGUCAUAUCUGCAGACGACUGCAUCUAGUCGAAGGGGCUUGGACCGGGUCGAGAUCUGGCGAAACCAGGCCCUCUUCUUUUCCAUCUUGUAACAGAUUCACCCCGAGAAUACACUGCUUGGCAUCCGCACCCAGGUACGUGUUACCCCAUGGGCUUUCUGAAGGAAGCGAGAAGUGAGGCCAUUCAGGCCAAGUCAGACUUGCUGAUGUGAUGUGAUGUGAUCAAGGUAAUACGAGGUGAUACCGAGUGAUGUGAGAUAUGAGCUACGGGAUGCCAUACAUAAUGUAUGUAUUAUGUAUGUAUAGGUAGGUAGGUGAGUAUGCGCAUGUAUGUAUGCCCCGAAGUGAAACUUGAAGGUUGCUGGGAUAGAGCUCUUGCAUAGGUUGUAUACAUACUACCUAGGAAUGAAUAUCUUACGCAGUAAAAUACUGGGGUAUCUUGUUCAUUUAGGCAGCCUGCAUCAGUCUGCACAACUCAAAACAAGGCGAGCAUAGUCAGCGAGUGCCUAAUUGACUCAGAUGCAUAUAUUGAUUUCAAGGAUAUCCUUUCUUACGGCGCCUUCUUAACUCACCACCUCCCACCAGAAAGAUAUCGAGACUCGAUACGAUUCGAUAUGAGCGUCCCCUUCGCUUACCUAACUUCCCUUCACCUACAUUAUGAGAUGUUGCCAGCCGCCGGCUGCAACUCUCAGAGUCUUUGAGGCCAACUGUUGCUGUUUCUAUUUCUGUUGUGCCUUCCUUCCUUCCUUCCUUUAUUGUACUGCACCGCACUACACUCCCGUUUUCUGCGCUGCACUGUACCUUCCUUGUCAACAUUUCAAAACCUGAUAGCAUCAGCAAGGAAAGAGUCAGCAAAUAUGGAAGGACGGGGCCGGUGGGGAUUGCCUGCCGAAUACCUGAGAUUCAAUCAGUGCCUUACCUUACAGUCCGGCAGAUUGAACGGGAUACCUAUCUUGGUACCUCCUUAGACAUCCACUCCGGACAGCCUCCUUCAGCUUCCCUCCACAACUUCAUACCUUGCCGGCUUCAUGAAGAAUUGCUUGUCUGACAGCUCACCUCUCACAACUUCCGCUGCUGGUUCAACAUGCCUGAUCCAUGAUCUUUUGCGCCUUAUCACUAGCUGCACACUUGUCUAGUGUAUUGUAUCUCGCGAGCAAGGGACCUAGUCAUCAUGUCAGGUUAGGUUAACCACAAGCCUACACACAGAUAACCCUGCCCCCGAAGACCCCUGCCAGUGUCUUGUCCAUAGACACUCUCUCCAAGCUUAUACUGCCUUAUUGCUUUUUCGAAACUCAAAACCGCCAGCAACUCUGUGCAUUUUCACCUCGGCAGGAGAAAUGAUCUGUCAUUAAGAAGUGCCAGGCAGUAUUCGGCAGGCAUUACGUUUGCGAUUGGGUCAUGGCAUGCCCACCUCGAGACUCGUUUAGAUGCACAGUGCUGCUCAACAGCCUUGGACAGGUUAUGGUCUGGCCGGUAGUCCUUUGAUCAUUAUGUCGAUUCGCCUCCACGGCCCGUGGUAUCGGACUUAACUUUCCUGUUCUGACACUCGUAAAUUUCACAUGAAUACAGGCCUCAAUACUCUGUUCAAUGAGAUCAGUUCCAGAGACAUUAUUCAUGCAAACUCCGUUCUAUUGGGUCUCGGCCUCGCCAAGCAAUACAUCCGCCCAUAUGCGGCUCGCCAUCGGUUUGCGUUUCAUAGGCCCACAAGGAGCUACGCAUACGGGACGAUACAUACGACUGAAAAUGACCGCCAUUCGAUGUUGCGUCUUGAGUGCUUUUGGCGAGUCAUUCAUUCUUCUUCAAACUACCAGGAUACAACCCCUACUCUCUAUGGUUAUCUCAUGUCGAGGAAAUACAUGAAUAGCAUGCAAUCAGUGUCACUCGCCGUUCGAUCAAGUGCUGUCCCUCAUGGCUUGCAAUGCUUCUGACUAAGCCCUCGUGGCUCCCCAACGUCACUGCACGUAUAAUAUGCAGCUGAAUACGCUUCAGCUGCCUGUUCUAGUUUUCUGGGGAAACAUGUGCGUGGCUGCAAAGCAAUAUGAUAGGUGGAUGCGCGGUGUGGGACGGUGACUUUGCGCGGUACUUCACUUGACCGGUCAACCACGAGGAGAUCCUGGAGAUGGCCCACUACUCUUUGGCUCCGGCUCAUUCUUCGCCUCAAGCCUCGAUGAUCAUCCCCCACAUCAAACGACAAGAUCUCCAAUCCGAUACUUCAGCCUCAAUCGCAAGGGAGACUUAGCCCAGCUAAUCACCACCCUGUCAGCGAGUUUAGGCACCUCGGGUCGACGACGUGCAUCCUUGUGCAUACAUACCUCAUGCUAUCACCUCAGGUAGAUAGCUACUUCAAGACAUGGCUCACCGACAAGUCUGUCGACUAACGGGAAGUUUAUUCCAGCAAAUGGGGUUCAUCCCGAGUUUCGAUAACGGUUGCAUUGUGAUACAAACAAGCUUGCAGGUUUCCGCUCCAAUGGGUCCAACCAGCUUCACCGCGAGCCGAAAUCAUACUCAAACCCUUGCAACAGGAAGUAAUACUGAUGGCAUUACGGGACUUGUCGGGGCUUUCAUCGGCUGAAUGAAGCCGAUUAUACCUCACAGAAGUGGUCCAAGACAAGUUGUGAACGGUGUCUGAAUGUCUGAGAUUUGUGGGAGAUAAGAAACGGUAACACUAUUAGAGAAUAUGAAAACCGGCAUGCUACUUGGGCUUGUCAAGUGCUAUGCUUGACUGGUCAAGUGGACUGUUUCUCUCUUUCCUCGCCUUGGAAAGCAAGGAGAUCUCUAGUCGACGUCCUGCAACCACUUGGGCAAAGACCGAAAUAUGCAGCUCGGAAUCUCAACUCUGAACAUGCAGGACGGUUGGGUUACUUUGCUUGCGAUGAGUGCCUUCGUUUCAGAUGUGACAGUCUGUCCUAUCAGAACACUUGUUUCAUGCACUGAAAACAACAGACAACUUCGUUUCACUUAGCCAAAUGGUCAUCAAAUAUGGUGGAGAUGGACAACGUUUGCGAUCCUGCUCGCCUGCUGCUUUCGCGAGUCAAUGAUUCACAUCAAGCGUAUGUUGAACAUCUCCAUUACACUUUUGGCCUCAUUCCGCAAAUUACGAUCAGGGAAAGAUACUCAUGACUUCGCAGAUUAUAUGCAAGUCCUUGGAAACCUCCAGAUAGCUAGCAGGCUUCACAUGGAUUUCUUAUCUUAAAAUCGCUGACAGAAGGAACAAACCCUUGAACAGCUGUAAGUUGGGUCCCGUCUGACGUGGAAUAACAAGAGUCCAAGAGCCCAAGAGCUCUCCCUGCUCUCAGCUGCAACUGUGAUGGGUCGAUGCGAUAAGGUUCGCCGUGAGGGCCUUUUUGUUGCUUCUUGGGUGCUGUUCACCGCCUAUACAACUAUGACCGCAAUGUUGGGGUGGCUACCGGGGUUGGCGAGCUACCGAACAAACAAGCAACUGGCCCCCCUCAGCCAAGAACAUUCGGUUGACUUCCCCAAGUUAUCUCAUCUCGCGGCAGCAAGGGCUCAUGUGAUGGCUUGGGACGGAGCCGUGCAGCGCGGGGGAGCGAAGCUUCCGGAGAAUUAUACUAGACAGCUACAGGAAGCUCAAUUCCUUUGAUUGUGGCGUGGCAAGCUAACAAACAAGACGAGACGGUGAUGUGUCGGUGUGAAGAGUGAGCACAAUGCCUACAGGCUCCGACACUGGGAAACUGUCAUUACCGGGUAUACCAACGGGUCGGGCCGUAAGUCAGUCCAAGUCCAGUUGAAAGUGGGAUUUCCGGUGAGAUAGUUGACAUGGAUGGAUGAUUCGGGUACCGCCAGUCUGUGUAGUGGAUGCCUGGGGUAAAGUACCCGUCGGAACGCAUUGCAUAACCCAAGGUAAAUCACUAGCGACGACAGGGCUCAACACCAUCGGCAUCGACCAUGGCAUAACUAUGUAUGUCUGUUUGUCGUCAUGGGCACAAAUGUCAGCCCGAUAGCCACAUCGUGCUACCUAUGGGCCAUGGUACGCCCCGAAUCUCUCAACUCAAUAGUGGAUGUUCCCGGAUGACAUCCGCAUUGUCCUUGUUGGUUAAGGAUGAGGGUGGUUGCAUCCUCUUAAGGCACAAAGUUAUGCCUAGUACACGGAACGGGGAACUCUUCCCCCCCGUCAGGUGAGCAUCUGUUUUCUGUCUUCCAACGACUUACAAGUGAAACAACAUUUGAGGAUGCAGGGUAAGUAGACCGUCUCACAUCCAUGUUGAUGACAUUCUUAAGGAUGGUCAAUAUGUCCGGUGCCGUCGGCAUCCCAGAUUAGCCACGGCGAAUAACUUUUCUUUGCCAAUUUAUCGAAGCGAGCGGUCAGACCAUUGGCUUGGUCGUGAGGCACCCUAGAAUUGCAAGACGAGCCCAAUGGCGGGGAUCUUGCCAUGAUGAUACGAAUUGUACGUCUCGGGUCUGACUCAACUCUACAAACAUCAUUGACGUGGAAGAAAUGGCGUCAGGGGUCAUAGUGAGAACAACUCGGACACAUCCUACUGGCCAUUCUAUGUAUUGGGGAAUGAUGUACGACUGUCGGCCGUCUCUUUUCGCAUUAUACCCAAGAGAUACAGUGUUGUCAUAUCUCGCGAUAUAUCCCCCCAAAUCACCUCAACCAAAUUCCAAAACAAGCCCGUGUUCAUUCAUUGCAUACUUUUCUGUCUGUUGUUAGAGAUGGUAUAUUGUCCUUUGGCCUGGUAUGUGAGAGCGAAUCACCAAAUUUAAACCCAUCGAGCUCCUUGGAAUAGUCAAUAGUAAAUAGUUGAUGGUGGGCUACGGGGGGGAUUUUGAGACAACGGUUAAUUCUGUCUGGCUUAAUUAAUUUACAGAAUCUCCGACAUGCAGUGUAAUGUAAGUCGGAGAAUUAUUCUCUUUAUCACUUACAAAACUGCCGUAUACCAGCCUCCAGAAACUGAUUAAGUGCUCACAUCUGAAUAAUGCAAUUCUCCCAUAGAGUCAUGAUUCACCUGGCCUAGAAUGUUGUAAUCCAUACCUUCUUC